Molecule: messenger RNA, 951 nt
Organism: Cyclopterus lumpus (lumpfish)
Lineage: Eukaryota; Metazoa; Chordata; Actinopteri; Perciformes; Cyclopteridae
Product: odorant receptor 131-2-like
Exons: 1
Coding region: 1-951 (316 amino acids)
Biological process (GO): G protein-coupled receptor signaling pathway
Cellular component (GO): membrane
Molecular function (GO): G protein-coupled receptor activity
Source: RefSeq, a predicted model, not a curated record
AUGUAUAAUCUGACUGAAUUUCCAGGGAAUGCAACUACCAGCAAAAGCCUGUCUGUGAUCAUCAAGGUGUUUAUGGUUAUGCCCCUCUUCUGCUUCUUCCUCUACUGUAUUGCUGUCAUGCUGCACAUCUUUGCAUCUCACAGACACUACCUGGACUCCACACGUUACAUCCUGUUUACCUACAUGCUGAUCAAUGACACUUUCCAGCUCUCGUCCUCUGUGCUGCUCUUCUUCUUUGUCAUGGGAAAGAUGAAAUUGUCUAUGAUCUACUGUGCUUCGCUGGUUUUCCUUUCCUCUGUCACUUUCCAGAACACACCUUUAAUCCUGGCCACCAUGUCUCUUGAGCGCUACGUUGCCAUCUUAUAUCCGCUGCAGCGUCCGGCCGUCUGGCGCUCAGACCGUAUUUGGGUCAUUAUUCUGUCCAUGUUGCUCACCACCUCGAUCUCCAAUAUUGUUAACUACUCUAUCGGUGUGAGUGAUUCUGCUGCAGUGGAUAUCCUCUCUACCCCUGUGCUUUGCAAAGUUACCGUUAUCAACACAUCUCAAAUCCAGAUUUUAUUCCAAGUUGGUGUAUAUAUUUUCCUUUUUGCACUUGUGACUGUUGUCAUCCUGUUUACAUACUUGAGAAUCCUGCUGGAAACAAGGAAAAUGAGACAAAGCAAAGUGUCUGGGAGCAAAGCUAUGCACACCGUGCUGCUACACGGCUUUCAGCUGCUGCUGUGCAUUUUGGCCUUCAUUAACCCCAUCACGGAAACUCUCAUAGUGCUGCAUUCCAACUGGCUACCAGAAGACAUUGCCUUUUUUAAUUAUUUCUGUUUCAUCCUUACUCCACGCUUUCUCAGCCCGCUCAUCUACGGCUUUAGAGAUCAGAAUCUCAGGGGCAGCCUCAGGAAGACAAUUCUCUGCUGCACAGACAGAGUCAGACCCGGCAAGAGAGGCUUGCCUGCUUAG